CGCGCACACACCGCUCGGCUAAAGAUGUGAAAAUGGCCGAGCUACAAAUGCUUCUGGAAGAGGAGAUUCCAGCUGGACGGAGCGCACUACUAGACAGUUUCACCAACUUGGAAAGAGUCGCGGAAUACUGCGAGAGCAACUAUGUCCAGUCUCCAGACAAGGAGAGAGCGCUGGAGGAGACCAAAAACUACACCACCCAGUCCCUGGCCAGCGUGGCCUACCUGAUCAACACGCUGGCCAACAACGUCCUGCAGAUGCUCGACAUCCAGGCCUCGCAGCUGCGCCGCAUGGAGUCCUCCAUCAACCACAUCUCGCAGACGGUGGACAUCCACAAAGAGAAGGUGGCCCGGCGGGAGAUCGGCAUCCUCACAACCAACAAGAACACGUCGCGCACGCACAAGAUCAUCGCCCCGGCCAACCCGGAGAGGCCCGUGCGCUACAUCCGCAAGCCCGUGGACUACAGCAUGCUGGACGACAUGGGCCACGGGGUCAAGUGGUUGCUAAGGUUUAAGGCCGGCGUUCAGAACAUGAAGGCCGGAGGAGGCACGCUCCCUCGCACAAACCCCCCCACGCAGAAGCCCCCCAGCCCGCCCAUGUCGGGUAAAGGGACCCUUGGGCGCCAUUCCCCCUAUAGGACGCUUGAGCCGGUGCGUCCACCCGUUGUCCCUAACGACUACGUCACCAGCCCGACGCGCAACACGGCGCCCCCCCUGCAGGGCCCCGCACGCACUGCAUCCGUUAAUCAGAGGAACCGCACGUACAGCAGUGGGAGCAGCGGAGGCAGCCAUCCAAGCAGCAGCCGCAGCAGCAGCCGGGAGAACAGCGGCAGCGGCAGCGUGGGCGUGCCCAUCGCCGUGCCGACCCCCGCCCCGCCCAGCGCCUUCCCAGCCCUCGUCCCGUCCAACACGGCUAAACCUCCCCCCAACACUGCCACCACUCCCGGACCCCCUACCACUGCCCUAGACGGCCCCCCACAGGCCCCAAACCCCCCCGUAGAGAUCCCGCCGGUCCCCCCUCCCCCUCCCCAGCUCCCUGCCUCUGGGGGCCCACCUGCCCCGGGCCCCGCUGCUUUCGGCAACCCGGCACAAGGUGCGGCUCAGUUCUACAGCAUGAACCGGCCCGCUCAGCCGCCUCAGAACUCGCAGGUCGGAGGCUCGCUGCCGUACCGCCGCCCCGCCUCCGUCACCGGGCAGCCCAACGCCGCCCUCAACCCCAGCCAGCUCAACGGGGGGCCGCACUUCGCCCAGAACCCAGUGAUAGCAGGCCCGCUCGCGCCCCCUCCCCCCUCCAUGCAGAUCACCCCCCAGCUGCCUCUGAUGGGCUUUGUGGCCCGAGUUCAGGAGACGAUCUCCGACGCGCCGCCCCCCCCGCCUCCGCCCGCCGACGACCCGGUGUUCGACGAACCCGCGCCGCCUCCCCCGCCAGAGGACUACGAGGACGAGGAGGAUGGCGAGGAGGAUGAGGAGGAGGAGGAGGAGUCGGCGGUCGUGGAGUACAGCGACCCCUACGCCGAGGAGGACCCCCCCUGGGCUCCACGCACCUACAUGGAGAAAGUGGUGGCCAUCUACGACUACGCCCGCGACAAAGAGGACGAGCUGUCGUUCCAGGAGGGCGCCAUCAUCUACGUGAUCAAGAAGAACGACGACGGCUGGUACGAGGGCGUGAUGAACGGCACCACGGGCCUCUUCCCCGGCAACUACGUCGAGUCCAUCAUGCACUACGCCGACUGAACGAGCCUCCCUCUGUGGGCCGUUUGGAUGGGGGGGGGGGG
Pungitius pungitius (ninespine stickleback) is the source of this 1771-nucleotide messenger RNA. Its product is annotated as abl interactor 2-like. Gene Ontology annotation, cellular component: SCAR complex; actin-based cell projection; lamellipodium. Lineage: Eukaryota; Metazoa; Chordata; Actinopteri; Perciformes; Gasterosteidae. The transcript has 13 exons. Bases 33 to 1730 code for a protein of 565 amino acids. Gene Ontology annotation, molecular function: signaling adaptor activity; SH3 domain binding. The record is from RefSeq and is a predicted model, not a curated record. Gene Ontology annotation, biological process: neuron migration.